Messenger RNA from Thermothielavioides terrestris NRRL 8126, 2221 nucleotides. RefSeq lists its product as uncharacterized. Gene Ontology annotation, molecular function: DNA binding. Lineage: Eukaryota; Fungi; Ascomycota; Sordariomycetes; Sordariales; Chaetomiaceae. The transcript is spliced from 2 exons. Gene Ontology annotation, biological process: transcription by RNA polymerase III. The record is from RefSeq and is a predicted model, not a curated record. Gene Ontology annotation, cellular component: RNA polymerase III complex. The coding region runs from base 352 to 1920 and encodes 522 amino acids.
GCCCCGCACCAGCCAUUCCCCACCAGGAGCUCCCUGCUGCAGCGGCAAUCUUAGUGGGGCAAAUCGAGAAAUGCAACGCCAAAACACGGCUUUCUUUUUUCCAUCCCCGUCAUAGCCGACCCAUGGCCGGUGAGGGUCUAACUUUCUUCUCACUCACAACCCCCGAGAUCGAUCACGAUGCCUCCGAAGUCGACAACAACUAGAGGGCGCGGUCGGGGCCGGGGAGGAGCAGCGCGGGGUGCGGCCGCCGCUGCGGUCUCGCCGGAUUCUGUGCAGAUUCCAGAAGGCGAGUCAAGCAGCGCGGCAGCAGCAGAGGCGACCAAUCCGCCAGGCCCAGCGCCGGUUCCGGAAAUGUCCGCAGAUUCCCAGACGACGCAUAGCACUGCGGCACCGGCAACGGGGCCAACAACAUCCAGGUUACCAAGCAGCACCCCGGCGCCAGCCUCUGCCGGUCGAGGCUCGUCCGCCGCAAGCAAGUUCAAGCCGAAGGGCGUUCGCCGGAGCGAAGCCGAGCGCGCGCGCAUGGCCGAGGAGCAGUUGAGGAUACAAGAGCAGAGAGACGCCGAAGAGGCGCGCCGGCUAGCGCGACUCAAUCGCGGGCGCGCCCGGGGCCGCGGUCGAGGUCGCGGAGGGCUGUUCCGCGGCACCUUGCGCACCUCCGCCGCUGCUGGGCCGCUGUCGGCUGGCGUGAGCUUUGGAGGAGGAGGAGGCCCGUCGGGCUCCGGCGGCUACGCCUAUGCCUCGGGCUCUGGCGCUGGCUUCGCUAAGGGCGAGGGCGAGAGCAAACGAGACAAGGGCUUGUACGGGGUGUCGGGUAUCAUUGAUAACAGCCGAAUCAACGCCGACAUGCUCUACAACUACGUCGAAAUCUCGGACGAAGAAGACGGCGGCUCGGUCACGUCGACCAAGAAGAAGUCGAGGCCCAUCAUGCCAAUGGGCAUCCGGCGCGUGGAACACAAGGAAGAGGGCGUGACCAUGACGACCGCAGCCGAGAUCGAGGCCCAGGAAAAGGCGGGCGAGCUUGGGGAGGAGGAGUCGGACGAGGACGGCCUGUUCGUCAGCGGGGCUGCAGUCGGAGAGGCCGACGAGCCAGCCCGGGACGAGGGUACUCUGGAGCCUCAAUCUACCCGCGACAGCGUCACCGUUAAGAAAGAAGACGGUGAGGAAGGCGCAAUGGAUCUAGAUAAGAUCCCCGAGGGCAUCAAGGCGCCCGACUCGCCCGAGAUGAAAAAGAAAGUGCCGGUGAGCGAGCAGAAACCGAAGAAGAAAUCAGCUGCUCCGAAAGACCUCGAAAGCGAAAUCAUUUCCGAGGAGCUCCAGACUAUGCUUGAUCUCUUCACCGUCCAAGGCGACGACGCUUUGGGCGGAGACGGGGCCGCCAAUAAUGCGGCGCUGGAAGGGCACAUGUUCCUCUUCCAGUUCCCGCCCGUCCUUCCGCCGCUGAAGGCAGUGCCGCGGGACGGCGCGUCCAAAAACCCGACCUCGAUCAAGGCGGAGCCGGACGACGAUGUCGUCAUGCUGAACCAGCCUCCCGUCAGCAUCGACUUGACCCGGGACAGCGACAGGAAGGUCAAGAAGGAAGGCGACGGCGAGGAAGGCGGCGACGGCAAUGCCCAGGACGAAGGGGACGAGCUCAAGGAAGGCGGCUACCUGGGCAACCUGGUCGUGCGCAAGUCGGGCAAGGUCGAGCUCAGCUGGGGCGGACAGACCCUGCAGCUGAUGCCGGGCAUUCAGAGCAACUUCCUGUCGACGGCGGCGCUGAUCGAGUAUGCGGAUGUGAAGCCCGGCGACACGAGCCAGACCGCCGGGGUUGCGUACGGCAUGGGCAAGAUUCAGGGGUCGUUUACGUUGGCGCCGGCUUGGGCCGACGAGGAUGACUGGGUGGUUGAUCCAAAGGAUCUGACGAUUCCCGAACAGUGAGUGGGGGUGGCCGUUGUGACAAGGCAACGGCGAGGAAAAUCUUCCACUCGGUAGCCUUGGCAGUGUUUGAACGGCCCGACAUAGAAAGCGGCACUGUUUAUUUUGGCUAACUAGGGGGAGUAUCAACUGGUAAUGGGGUAGAGAGACGGAAAAUGGUUAGCAAAACAGCGGAAAAUGGUUAGCAAAAGCUGUUGGUUAGACGGACGGUGAACGGACUAGAUACCCAGAAUACAGCUCGUAUUCAAGACACGCCCGUUUUCCACCCACUCAAUCGCCCGCCUCAGUUUGACUUGUUUCACAC